Closterium sp. Naga37s-1 is the source of this 1215-nucleotide messenger RNA. The record is from the annotation of a GenBank genome assembly. NCBI's taxonomy places the organism in Eukaryota, Viridiplantae, Streptophyta, Zygnematophyceae, Desmidiales, Closteriaceae.
AUGCGUGGGGAUCUUUGUUCUCAUGCCGAGGGAACGCUGAUUCCCGAGCUGCAGCGCCAGGGUCUCCGCAUACCUCUGCAGCCUGUUCCCGUUAUCGACGACAACGGAUACAUAUGCGUCGACCCUCCUGUGGACAUCCGAAGAGAGCUGCUAGACCACAAGGAGAAGUUCGCUGUGAUUGAGCACGACAUACAGGUUCUGACGGCCAAGAUCGAGUAUCUGGCCAUCCGCAAAGGCGUGACGUCGGACGAGCUGGACGCAGGGGCGCGCCAACACCUGGGUGCCGUGGUCGACACGCUGGUGCCGACGGCGACUCCACGCAAGCACGCCAAAGCAGAAACCACCGCGGACGGAAGUGGCCAGAUGGAGGUCGCGCGGACUCCUCCGACGCGUGCACUGGCGGCAGUGCCAUCAAUCUCUCCCUGUCCUGCACCUCACACACCUGCUGUGGUCAGGCAACAACAGCGCGGCCAUCUUGCACUGGCUUUGCGCAGCCGCGCUACGACUCCCGUGCCCGCAGCUCCAGGUAAUCCCGGAAGGGUCGCAAGCAGCGGCCGAACGGGAGUUAUGUGGAACGCAGCGAAGCAGAGGUACUACGUCCGGAUCAUAUCUGCUCGCCGUCAGCAGGUUCGUCUGGGGUCGUACGAGGACAAGGACGAGGCGUCAUACGCGUAUGCUGCGGGAGCCGUUGUACUUCGCCCGAACUCACGCAUCAGCUGCACGGUGGAGCUGUCCGACGGUGACAGGCAGGCUUUAGCCGGCUGCACCGAGGAGAUCCUAAGGCUACUCGUGAAGUACAGGCGCUGGAACAGAUGGAGGGAGUGGAGAGCCGCAAUGGCUGGCCUGGACGAUGCGCAGCCGGUCGAGACCCGUUCGCGGCGAAAGGGCAGAGUGUCCCGGGCCAUUAGUGACGUUGAGGAGGUGGAGGCGACCACGCAGACUACAGAGGACCAGCCUAUGGCUGAAGAGCCUGAGGACCCACCAGAGGACUACACGGAUGACGAUGAGUCCGUUGACGAUGAUGCUGUGUAUGAACUGGGAAACGAUGAUUUCGACGAAGAAGAUGACUGGGAGGAGGUCAACCGUGCAGAGGAGACUCGAGAAGUGCCGCUGCAGAUAUGCAGCGCCAAGGCUGUCAGGGCCGUCGACGCGGAGGCAGCCUGCACGCCCAUUGUCGCCAGCGCACCACAAGGGGAGGAGGACACCGGGCUGUGA